AAGUAUAGAAGGGCUCUACACUAGAGUGCGUACCCUGGCCUGAUCCCCACUCCCAAAAGCGCCGCAAAUCACAUCCCCAUCCCCAAAUCGAGUUCCCCUAGCGAGUGCUCACGGUGACCCGCGACUCCCACGCGUCCCCAUCCCCGCCGCCGGCGGACCCGCAAGUUGUGAUCUUUGGAGGCUGCAUCCAUGGAGAACAUGCCGGAGCAGCGGCGGCCGAAGCUCUCCGACGCCGCGGAUGCCGGAGGCGGCGAGGACCGCCUCGGCGCGCUGCACGACGACAUCCUCAUCCGCAUCCUCCUCAAGUCCGGCGACGCAGCCGCAGCCGCUCGGACCAGCGUCCUCGCCCGCCGCUGGCGUCACCUCUGGGCCCUUCUCCCGGCGCUCUACUUCUUCCGCCCGACCGACCCCCGCCGCAUACGCUCUGCCCUCGCCGCCCACCAAGCUCCGGUGCUCCAAGCGCUCGUCGUCAUCGCACAGGGCGCCUCUCCCGGAUCCGCGGGGGCGUGGCUUCCCAUUGCCGCGCGCCGCCUCUCCGGCCCAUUGGUUUUCCGCGUGCUGCGGCGGAGCACAGCUAAGAAAAGAGCCGCCUUGAAGCUGCCGUGCUUCGAGAAGGCCACCAAAAUCGUGCUGCGACUAGGGUUUCUCCGCCUCGCGCUGCCGCCUUCCGGUGUAUUCACCCGGAUCCAUCUUCUCAUGCUGAUGGAAGUCCGGCUGCGUGGUCCGUGUGGGCUCGGCGAGGCUGUCUCCUCGCCGCGGUGCCCAUCCUUGCGGAGACUCGUCGUGAAGGAUGCCUAUGGUCUGGGCGACCUCACAAUCCACUCAGAAUGCCUUCUAAAACUGGAGCUAUUUCGUCUGCCUGACUUGCAGAGUCUCACCGUCGUGGCGCCAGCACUCCAGCUGUUAAAACUGGAUAAUUGCUUUGCUCUGAGUUCGAGGCAACCAGUUGCCAACAUCUCUGCCCCUCAUCUGAUGUGGCUCGCGUGGAUGGAUGAUUAUGAUCAAAACUCUGUCCAGCUUGGUGAGAUGGCAUACCUGCAAUCGCUUGUCACCCAACAUUUUAUCAUGUACGGAGAGGAUUACCAUUCUUCACACAAUCGCAAUGGUGUGUGUCUUUUGCGGCACUUUGAGCACCUCCACCGUCUUGUUCUCACACUUCAGUGUCCUAAGGACAUAGCAAACAAGAAAUACUUCAUGGAGCAAAUAACAAGGCUCCCUAACAUUAAAUUAUUGGAACUGGGAAUAACAGCAUGUGGACAUUCCUUUGGAGCCAGCUUAUUCCAUGUUAUGAGGAUGUGUACUGCAAUAAGAGCGCUAGUUCUUGGACUUAAUGUUGCACUUGAAGAUGAGGAAGAAACUCUGUGCCCGUCAGAUUGCAUUUGUGAUCAGCCACCAAGCUGGAAAACCGAGGAACUCGUGCUGAAUCGCCUCGAAGUAGUAGAAAUCUCUGGCUUCAGAGGAACUGAACAUGAAAUCAAUGCUGUGAAACAGAUAUGCAGUUGGGCAACCGUGCUAAGAAGGAUGACAGUGAAGUUCCAUGACUCGAUCACUGAAAACAAGGCUGAAGUGCUCUGCGAGUUGUUAGUAACCUUCUCUAGGCUAGGAUUAGACAUGAUUUUUAUUUAUAGGAUGCCGUGAGAAAGUUCUGUAUGCUCGAGAAGAUGCCAAAUUUCCAGCAACUUAUGUGGGGCUGGACCCGACUUGUUUGAAUUAGUGGCACUUGUUUGAAUUAUUUGUGUCUGAUGAGAAAAUUUUCUUGGCACUGGUUG
Messenger RNA from Triticum urartu, 1769 nucleotides. RefSeq names its product putative FBD-associated F-box protein At5g56390. Gene Ontology annotation, molecular function: protein binding. NCBI's taxonomy places the organism in Eukaryota, Viridiplantae, Streptophyta, Magnoliopsida, Poales, Poaceae. The record is from RefSeq and is a predicted model, not a curated record.